Messenger RNA from Dermacentor silvarum, 2195 nucleotides. RefSeq names its product trichohyalin-like. Lineage: Eukaryota; Metazoa; Arthropoda; Arachnida; Ixodida; Ixodidae. The transcript has 21 exons. The record is from RefSeq and is a predicted model, not a curated record. The coding region runs from base 339 to 2084 and encodes 581 amino acids.
CGAGCCCACGGCCGCGUCCCGUACUCUACGAAACGGUACCCGCUGAAAGCAGCGCGGUGCUUUCUCGCUUGUAUAAACUCGGGCGGCACGAGGACCGGGCCGCAGUGGCGCGGAAAACAGGCACCGAGGCCCACUUAUCGAGAGCGGGACAGCACGGGGCCGGACAGCGGCCGCUUAUAUACGGGCGGGGCGGCUUGGAGGUCACGGCUUGGUUCUGCCUGCAAGACGCCUCUGCCGAGAUGUGACGCGUUUGAAAGAGACCCAGUGGACAGUGCCGAAGCGGUUAUAGGAGGACGGCUUCUCUGAAGACGUGACCCUUCAAGCAUGAGGACUUAUUCAUGACACAUAAGGGGUCCAAGCCCGAGGCCGCGCCACAGGGACCGCAUGGCGGUGUCGGUCCUGCUGGACGCACGGGGAGCCCGGCGGAGCCCGUCAGCCUGCCCAUCAAGGACGACUACGAACGCCGGCUGCGGCUAGCCAUGGAGCGACGUCAGGAGUACAACGCCUUCCUCAGGAGGAAAGAGAUCGAGGAGGAAGCUAAACGACUCAGGAGACGGAAACACUGCAGGCGAGCGACGUCGCAGCUGGAACACCUCAGGCCUGCACAAAACGAAUCCACGCAAACGCUGCCCACAGAACAGAGUGACCACCGCGUCAGCGCUGUUUCCAGAGGACAGUCGAGAGCAGACGGCACGGUCAACGCCGACGUUAACAACACGGCGUCUAUUCUACCAGCCAUCAACGGGCAGUCGUCGGCUGCUGGCGCCAAAAACGACAAAGAUGGACGACGGUCACGGUUGUGCAACGGCACGAAAAACGGAGAGCUGGCUGUGGUGGCCACGCUGAAAGAAGAAACCGCCAAGCUGAAGGAGGAAAGGGAGGAGUUCGCCAAACUAGUGAGUAGUUUGAAGGAAGUGAUGUCCGAAGUUCAGAAACCUGCCACCAGAGCGGCGUUGACUGCCUGCAUAUCAAGGAGCAGAGGACAAUCACCUGGUCAUGCAGACACUGAAGCAGGAGAUCACGUGACCGCUGAGUGGGAAAGAAGUCAGAGUUUGGACCGGGGCUUAAAAGGGGCUUCGCAACCAAAAGACUUCACUCUACAACUAAGGAAAGGCGGAUCGCAGCCAACGCAGCUGGACACAGGUGCUGCGUCUCUGACAGCGGUGUCUGAGACACGUGCUGGCGGGAGCGAGCGAGCGAUCACAAAGCAAGAGGCCUACCUGAAAGAGCUCGAGGCUCAAAUAAAGGAGAAACAAGAGCGGAUGCUGCAGGAGAAAAUGGAAGCAGCCAGGCUUGACCGAAAAUGCAUAGAGGAGUACCAGGACCCUUGGGGCAGGGACUUGGCGACAGCGUUUGCAGGAGGCAAACGCCCGCGGUUCCUGGGGGACCUGGUGCAACCGAUACAGACGUCCAGCGACAUCAUGCCCUCCAAGGCUCGCUCCGAGUCCAACCUGUUCGGCGACCCGCGGAGGCAGCGCGAGGUGGCCAUGCUCGUGCCCCACCUGCACCUUCUGCUCGCACGAAGGGGUGACGGAGUGCUCUUUAAGCCCAGCAGAAAGCUUGUCCGCAACGUCCUGCCUCCGAACCUGUACCGCAAAGAACUACAAAAACAGCAGAUCGAGGAGAGGCAGCAGCGGCUGGACGAGCAACGCCAGCGUGACCAGGAGGAAGAAGAGAAGCUCGAGAAGCGAGUCCAGCAGCAGCAGGCCAAGAUGUACCAGGAGUACCAGGAGGAGAGGAAGAGGCACAGGGCCAAGGACCAGGUCACCCGACGUCCGGAGCAGACGGUCAAAGGUCAGCACGACAAGGAGAGAAUGAUGAUCGAGACCAAGAGGUCGAUGCCUCAUGCCAAGCCACAGAAGCCGAUGACCCGUCCUCCUGAAGACAGUCGAAAAAUAAGGAGCGACGCGACCCCUGACUUCCGGCCUCCCCGACGGCGAAGCGAGUCACGAGACAGACUGGCCAACAACGUUGAGAUCCUCCGGCGACAACUCGCAACAGAACAGCAGAUCAACAGGAUACAGCAGAUGCAGAGGAACUACGUCGUCACCGAGGCUGGCCGCUGCGAGGACUCAGACUGCUGAGUGGACCCGCUGCUUCGACGCGUUCCAGAAGCGAAGGCUGCUCCCGUAGAUCUACACUUCAUGCCGUUGUUUCCCCAAGUUGCUCUCAAAUCAAUAAAUACGCAUCACAGG